Molecule: messenger RNA, 252 nt
Organism: Amoebophrya sp. A25
Lineage: Eukaryota; Dinophyceae; Syndiniales; Amoebophryaceae
Source: the annotation of a GenBank genome assembly
CUUCAAUGGGGAAACGAAGAUAAAGACGGAUCGUUCUCGGUGUCAUUCUAGCUACUAAGCAAGAAGUUGUUGAGAAGAUAUUGCUACGUCUACUUAUAUCACCAAAGACCAAAGAAGAUGUGCUACUUGUAUACUAACCUACUUGGCAAAAGGUGUGGCUACAACUUCGCAUAUCAUAUCGCCAAAGUUGUAGAUAGUCUAUCACCGAAGAGUAAGAGUUGUUUGAGGAUUAUGCAGCUAAAUUGUCUCUGA